Molecule: messenger RNA, 3388 nt
Organism: Paramisgurnus dabryanus
Lineage: Eukaryota; Metazoa; Chordata; Actinopteri; Cypriniformes; Cobitidae
Product: epithelial membrane protein 2-like
Cellular component (GO): plasma membrane
Source: RefSeq, a predicted model, not a curated record
GAAAAGAAACACGGUCCCUAAGUUGAGCGUGAAUAAUAACUUCUAACGCGAAGGCGUCGCGUCUUUUAAGGUGGAAUGAACAGCGUCAAGAAGCUGCGAAUAGCCGGAGUCAGCCUCAAUGAUCGCUUCAGUAGUUCGUCGUAACCUUGCAGGUACAGCGCAGUGCAAUUUUGUGUGAUAGACGAGUCGAGUCUGGAGUGCGCGGACGUUGUGUGUCUGCAGAAGUGAUGGAUGCUGGAACAUGCGAAUAGACCGGCAGCUCAGCUGUGUAUUGCACGCCACAGCUUUAGGCAAUAGGGCAAACUCUUAAUCGAAAGGAACUGAACUGAGAUUCAUAGCUUAUGCGGCGCAACGGAUACACUUAAUGUAAUAAAAUGUCUUAGUGUAUUAAGUAUUGGUUGGCAAAGGGUUGGCAAAGCAUAAAUACUCUACGUGACAAAUGACUUUCCUGUGAGCGACAUAAAGGAUUCAAGGAUUUCGCUGUCUGGAUGUGGGAUACGUAAACAGCUGCUCUCUUAUCCUCUGAAUAUGCUGAAGGCUUUGGGAGGAAUCUGUUUGCUUCAUCUAACUACAAUUUUUUUCCUGUUUUGGGCAACCAUAGAUGAUGCAUGGUGGUUUACAGACACCCUUUACACAGAUCUGUGGGGUGGAUGGGAGAUGGAUAACAAUGAUAAUGUCUGGGUGUACAAGGAUAUACCCACCUCCUACAGGAAAGACUAUCUGAAGGCGGUACAGGUGUUCGCAGUGCUGGCCUGUCUGUUUGCUGUGUUGUCACUGUGUGUUUUCAUCUUUCAACUCUUUACCCUGGGUAAAGGGAAGCGGUUCACCAUCUCUGGAGUUGUGCAACUCAUAUCCUGUUUCUGCAUAAUGGUGGCUCUGUCAGUCUACACCGAUCACUUUCACAGAGGUGAGAAGGACGGUUGGUACGGUUGGUCUUACAUCAUGGCCUGGUUUGGCUGGCUGCUGACCCUCUUCACUGGAAUUAUGUACAUUGUCCUGCGCAAAAGAGUGGAUUGAAAUCUUGACCCUCGCUCUCAGUGCUAAUCCGCGGCUGUAGGUGCUGUAAAUUUUAAGAAAUAUGUUGUAUUAAACGUUCCAGGCCUCUGGUAGAGUAGAGGAAAAUUUGGACAACUCAUAACUGCAGGUCAUUUAAACCUUUGUCCAAACGUUUCAUGUCGCCAGAGAUAAAAGGUUUUACCCAACAUUUAAAGGGAAAUGUAAUUAAAAUAAAUACAAUACAAUAGUUUUAAUUGGCUGGGUUUCCGUUCCAUAAUGCAUUGAGGGCAACGAGAGGGUAUGAAUGCAAGUGAUAAAGUGUACAUAUACAAAAGUUUAUGCAGGAAUGAAAUGUAAAAAAUGUAUCUAAACAUGUAUAAACAAGAGAAAGAUCAGUUGUACAUAUAAAGUACAUACAAAAGAGUAAACUUUUAAAGAGAAUGUUUCUGUAGAACAUCACUUGCACUUUAAAAUAGCCUAUGCUUAACAAACACACGUUUGUUUUGGUAUGACAUUACACCAAAAUUAUUCUAGUGAGUGUUUUUCUUUUCAAGAGACACCAAUUGCACAGUAUAAUCUAUAGCUCCAGAUAGUCUAUGGUGCUGUUUAUUUUACAAAUACACAGUCAUGAAAAGUUUGACUGUACAAGCAUUCCACUACCAUAUUUACAGAACCGUUUGUGUGCAUUAAGGUGAAGACACUUGGUUUUCAGGAUACCUGUACUGUAAUAGCACCACAAACCUUGUUGCUAUGCUUAUCAUUAGAAUAGCAUGAAUAUAGUGAAUAAAUGUUCAUGAGGUCGGAUGAUCACCCGAAGCACUCUGUCAGCACAUUAACGCCUGGCAUUAAGAUGCGUUUUGGUUGAUCGGAUCACAAGUGGAUGAGAGAGCGACACACCUUAAACUUUUAUCUGUCUCUUUUUCCCCCACCUUUUGACUGCGUCUGUCCCGAUUACGGUCUCGAAUCCUUAAAACACGAGCGGGAAAAAUGACAGGUUUAAGUUGACGCAAACUAUUAUGUCAGGGUACCGCUAGUUGUGCUGUUAGUAAACAUGCUGCACAUCGUAUUGUCAGGGUUCCCACACCUUAGUUCACUUCAAAUUCAAGGACCUUUCAAGGACUUUCCAGGUCCAAGACCCUCAAAUUCAAGGACUAAAUGUGAGGACACAUUUCAAGUGAGAGCAAGGUUAUAUCGUGUUACCUUUUAAGAUACAUUGUUACAGCUCCCUUUUGAGGGAACUCGCGCUGCGUCACUGCGGUGACACUUUGGGUACACCUCCAGGGGUAAGUGCGUCUGAAUGUGUAUAUCAAAUUCAACCAUUGGUGAGGCUUAAUGAUAAAGACAGGGUGACGCAAGAGCCAGGAAGUAUAUCGCUAUCUGAACUAUUGCCAAAGACGGCGUUACAGUGACGCAGGAAGUAUGGCAAGGAAGACGCAGCGUCUCGUUCCCUUCUCAGGGAACAACAGUUACAUACGUAACCCGAGACGUUUUCAUGUGUCACAUACCACUAUGCAAAAAAGCAUUUUGGUAUGAAUCAACAUUCGCAUACAGAAGAUAUAAGCAUUUAAAGUGAACAGCUCAGCACGUGUGCUUAAAAGGCCAGAAAUUUUAUGAUAUUUUCCUACACUACACAGGGAAUAAUAUGGAUUUUUUUCCAGAAAACUUAUUGCAUAAAAUAGAUUCAAGCACUUUCAAUGACCUGUAUCUUUGUAUGUAUAUAUUUUUUUUAAUUCCCAGGGUCUUGAAUUAUUUCAAGGACCCGUAGGAACCCUGUAUUGUACUGUACAAUUUUAGAACAACUGAUGAAAUAAAAAAUGAAAGAAACAAUUAAAGGUGGAGGUGGAGAGCAAGCGCUUUAGUUUUAUCAAUGAUAGCCUAAAGACCGUGCCAAACACUGUGGGUUUGCAGUAGAAGUCAGGACAGAUACGUGUCGAACGAUAAAAUGUGGUCGAAAGGGGAUGAGCUCAAAACAUUUCACACCUAUAUUUAGUAUUGUACACUUGUGAUCCGACUGACCAAAAUGCAUCUUAAUACCAGGUGUAAACAGGGCUCGUGAGAUUCUGAUUUUACAACACCGAAUGGUCUGAAAGAAUCUUGAAAGCCAUUUCUCUGUUUUUCAGUACUCAUGUUUUCAUAUUUGAUAUGAGCAAAGUAAUUAUUCAACAGAUGCUCCUAAUAAUAUGGAGGUUUGGUUUAUUUAGUUCCUGCUUAUUGUGUUUGGUUGACCAAACAUUCAGAAAUGCUUGAGAUCUUUAGAAAUCUUUCUAUUUUAAAAACUGACAGUAAAUGAAAAGGAUCAGCUGUAUUUUUUCAGUGCGAUGCUAGUGUAUAAACCACGGAUGAGCUUCAUUUUAAUUAUAAUAAUCUGAGAAAUAAAAACCUGAUAAACAUC